AUGAUUCUAACUGGUAGAAGAAAAUCGGAAAAAAUACUCUCAAAAUCAUUAAGACCUUCCUUAUUUUUAAAUGAAUUCGAUUUAUCAUCUAUGCUCUAAACAUCUUCAGUGAAAACAGAAGGUAAUAUUAAAUCUGUCUCAAAAACAGAAGCAUAACCAAUUCAAAGUUCAUUAAGUGUGAUUCCUGAAAACCCCACUUUUUCAAUGUUACCCCAAAUAGAAGAGAAAUUUGUUCUAAAAUCCAAAGAAGUUAAUUUUUCUAAAGAAAAAAGAGAAUCAAAACUUUUAAAAAACCUGGCUUCUGAAUAAUUAUUACAAUAAUCAAAGCUUGAUCUUAAGUUGCCACUUAUAUAGCAAAGUCCAUAAAUUAAGUCAUUGCCUAGGCAUUCUNUUAUUUAUGUUAUAUUGUUAAGAAUUUCAUCAUCAUUUGAGCAUUCAAUAAAAACUGAUGACAAACUCCUAAUCAUAUUGUUUAACUGUUUGUAAAAAUAGUAAAAAAAAAUGAUACAAAGUAAAGAUUUUAAGAUUUGCCCAUAAUCAUUUGUGUUUGAAAUCUGA
Paramecium primaurelia is the source of this 558-nucleotide messenger RNA. NCBI's taxonomy places the organism in Eukaryota, Ciliophora, Oligohymenophorea, Peniculida, Parameciidae. The record is from the annotation of a GenBank genome assembly.